This is a messenger RNA of Cynocephalus volans (Philippine flying lemur), 2835 nucleotides long. RefSeq names its product glutamate-ammonia ligase (gene GLUL). Lineage: Eukaryota; Metazoa; Chordata; Mammalia; Dermoptera; Cynocephalidae. Bases 169 to 1290 code for a protein of 373 amino acids. The transcript has 7 exons. Gene Ontology annotation, molecular function: glutamine synthetase activity. Gene Ontology annotation, cellular component: cytoplasm. The record is from RefSeq and is a predicted model, not a curated record.
GCGGGGCGGAGAGCGGCCCUGCAGAGCCGAGAAUGGUAGACGAGUGAGUCGUCUGAGCAGCACCCCGGCCUCCUCGCCGCUCUCUCCUCGCUCUCGCGGCCUGCCCGCCUGCCCGCCUGCCCGCCCGCCCGCCCGCCCGCUUGCUCGCCACCCAGAACACCUUCCACCAUGGCCACCUCAGCAAGUUCCCACUUGAACAAAGGCAUCAAGCAGGUGUACAUGUCCCUGCCUCAGGGUGAGAAGGUCCAAGCUAUGUAUAUCUGGAUCGAUGGCACUGGAGAAGGACUGCGCUGCAAGACCCGUACCCUGGACUGUGAGCCCAAGUGUGUAGAAGAGUUGCCUGAGUGGAAUUUUGAUGGCUCUAGUACUUUUCAGUCUGAAGGCUCCAACAGUGACAUGUAUCUCGUGCCUGCUGCCAUGUUUCGGGACCCCUUCCGCAAGGACCCCAACAAGCUGGUGUUCUGUGAAGUUUUCAAGUACAACCGAAAGCCUGCAGAGACCAAUUUAAGACACACCUGUAAACGGAUAAUGGACAUGGUAGGCAAUCAGCACCCCUGGUUUGGAAUGGAGCAAGAAUACACCCUCAUGGGGACAGAUGGGCACCCCUUCGGUUGGCCUUCCAAUGGCUUCCCUGGGCCCCAAGGUCCAUAUUACUGUGGUGUGGGAGCAGACAGAGUCUAUGGAAGGGAUAUCGUGGAGGCUCACUACCGGGCCUGCUUGUAUGCCGGAGUCAAGAUUGCAGGGACGAAUGCUGAGGCCAUGCCUGCCCAGUGGGAAUUCCAAAUAGGACCGUGUGAAGGUAUCAGCAUGGGAGAUCAUCUCUGGGUGGCCCGCUUCAUCUUGCAUCGUGUAUGUGAAGACUUUGGAGUGAUAGCAACCUUUGAUCCCAAGCCCAUUCCUGGGAACUGGAAUGGUGCAGGCUGCCAUACCAACUUCAGCACCAAGGCCACACGGGAGGAGAAUGGUCUGAAGUACAUUGAGGAGGCCAUUGAAAAGCUAAGUAAGCGGCACCAGUACCACAUUCGUGCCUACGACCCCAAGGGGGGCCUGGACAAUGCCCGGCGCCUAACUGGAUUCCACGAAACCUCCAACAUCAACGACUUUUCUGCUGGCGUAGCCAACCGUGGCGCCAGCAUCCGCAUUCCCCGGGCUGUCGGCCAGGAGAGGAGGGGCUACUUUGAAGACCGUCGCCCCUCUGCCAACUGCGACCCCUUUGCGGUGACGGAAGCCCUUAUCCGCACAUGUCUUCUCAAUGAAACCGGCGAUGAGCCCUUCCAGUACAAAAACUAAGUGGACUAGACUUCCAGCCAUCAAACCCCUCCUAGUUCUUCCUCCUGCUUCAGCUCUGCCCCCUCUCUCAGUUGUCCUACUUGUCCCAAUUGUAACUAACUCAAAGGGUAGAGCAUCAAGGUCUUUUUUUAUUCCUCCUGCCAGUUAAUCUUGCUUUUUUGGCCAGGAUAGAGGGGUCGAGUUCUUAAUCUCUUCACACCCACCUUUUUUUCCCUAUCACUGAAGCUUUGUAGUGUGUUAGUGGGGAGGGGGAUAGGGAAACAUAACCACUGCUUCCACUGAAUCGGGUGUGCUGGUCUGACAGGCCCGUCACCAUCCGGAUAGCACAUCCAUACGUGCUUGUGAAGGAGGGAGAGGACUUCUUCAGGUAGCUAAAGGGGGAUGGCCCGACUUACUCUGUGGUUAGGUUAGGAUAUCUCCUCUUGGUAGAAAGCUGUUUAAGAACUUUCCACUUUUUGUUGAAAGUGGGAAUUAGAGGGAGGGGUUGGGAACCAGGGAAGAAAAUGCCCUUGGUCUCUUGCUGUGGUGCUUUGCCUUGCUUAUGGCUAAAUGCCCUCCCUUAGACACAAAGCUCAGAGUAUAAACAGACGGGAUAUCCCUACCUUGGAAGAAGAAAAAGUUUUUACUGCUUCGUCCUCCAUUUAUAACACAAAGCAGAGUAGUAUUUUUAUAUUUAAAUGUAAAAGCAAAAAAACCAUAUAUAUGGGUGUGUGGAUAUGUGUGUUCUUCUAAAGGAAGAAACCAUCUUGGUCACCAGGAGCUGAAUUUGAGGCAAAUAAUCUGGUUUAGAAAUAGGAUCUCCUUUUGAGUAAGGGGGUGGGGAAAGCAGUGCUUGCGAAGUUGGUGAUUUGUGGCUGCUAGUCCCUUGUUACCACUUACGGGUUUCUCUGCCCUUCCCACCCUUCUGGCGGGGGACACAGGUCAGUUAACAGUGGACACACAUUACUAGUCACUUGAGCCUCAUGGCUUUGAUUUAGAAGACACGUGUAUUUGUCCACACGGGGAUUUAGAGAUGAGUUGGCUGGUCAACUUGAGCAUGUUACUGACAGAGGGGGUAUUGGGGUUAUUUUCUGGUGGGAUUAGUGUGUCACUAAAGCAGGCCUUUUGAUAUAUUAAAAUUUUUUUUAAAGCAAAAUAGUUUAGAUUUUAAUCAAAUUUGUAGGGUUUCUCAGUAAGUUUACAGAAUUGCUUGUUUGCUUCAACUGUCUUCUUUCACCUCUGCUCUUUUAGGAGAUGGGGACAGCUUUGGAGUCAAAAAAGACUUGUAAUUUUGUAUUCUGUUGUCUUUUUUCCUGGUUUGGAAUAUUCCUUUUGUUAAGAUUGCUGAGGAGUUGUAUUUUUUUCUUUUAUAAUAAACAAGCCCCACCUUUAUCCUACAUUCCCCCCACUGUUUUUGUGUUGGCUGCAGCAGGCCAGCUGUAGUUUUCUCUUGCCAUGACGACCUCUAAUUGCUGUGUACAGUAUGUUCAGUUAGAUAACUCCUCAUUGUAAACAAACUGUAACUGCCCAGAGCAGCGCUUAUAAAUCAACCUAACAUUUAUAAGA